AGCCCAUGCUAUGGAAGCGUUGAGGACCACGCUUGAUAGCACUGACGGGCAAGUGGCUACAGUGAGCCGAACCAGUUCUCCACCUCCGCUAGACGUUCUCACUCCGCCUGUAGUAGCUGAAUAUUGGUGCCAUACUCAGGUAAGCCAAUACAUACACAACCUUUUUACCCUACCUUCCCGUGCCAGGUUCGAGUCACAAAAAUGAAAUACAUUUGGACAAUAAGCAACUUCAGUUUCUGUCGCGAAGAAAUGGGCGAGGUUGUUAAAAGCUCGUUCUUUUCAUGUGGACCAAACGAUAAGCUGAAAUGGUGUCUACGCAUCAACCCCAAGGGACUGGAUGAGGAGAGUCGGGAAUAUUUAUCUCUUUAUCUGCUCCUAGUCAACUGCGGUACAAAAAGUGAGGCUCGUGCGAAGUUCAAAUUCUCCAUCCUCAAUGCGAAACGUGAGGAGACAAAAGCGAUGGAGAGUCAACGUGCCUACCGAUUUGUGCAAGGAAAGGACUGGGGCUUCAAAAAAUUUAUUCGGCGGGAUGUUUUGAUGGAUGAAGCCAAUGGUCUACUUCCCAACGACCGAUUGACCAUCCUUUGCGAGGUAUCUGUCGUCGGUGAGACCCUGUCGGAAAGCGGUCAGGUUAACAACCAACCCAUCUCAGUACCAGAAUGCAAUCUACACGAGGAUAUUGGUAGCCUCCUAUUCAAACAGCUCCUCACCGACGUCACUCUGGUUGUCGUUUCGAACACGGACAGUGCCUGUUCUAGCAAAUGUCAGACUCCAAACGCCCUGACUCAUGGUUCUGGCUCUAGCUACGCACUAGCACGGUCUGAUCAGGUGAAGAAGUACCCACAAUUUGAAUCGGCAGGAGAGGAAGACGAGGAGGAGGAAGAAGAGGAGGAACAAGACGAGGUUGAGGAGGCCGAUGAGUUCGACGAAGAGGAUGAAGACGAUGAAGAACAAGAGGGGAAUGAUAGCGAACGGGAAGAAGACUCACAACCGGUUCCGUACAGACAAAAUAGGAUUUCCUGCGUCCCCGAUGACGCCAGUCAGCCAAGCUAUCAGAAUGUGGUGCCCGCGGAUCGAGGUGAAGCAGAAGCGGCUGCGUCUCGUGGGUCUGGUGCUAGCGAAACUCCGGGCUCGUCAGCGAACUCAGCUCCCGUUGUUCAUCCUAUCCAAGUCACCUGUUUGAAGCCAUCCUCUCUGACCCUAGCACCAGCGACUACCACGAUUGUUGUACCGACGAAAGGGGUAAUUAUUCCCCUCAAUCCGACCUCUCAAACACCUGUGGGGUUUUCCCCUGCCGCCCAAACGCUGCUCGAACCUCACCUGGAUCCUCUCAGCGUCUCUUCAGCUUCCAACGCCUCAGCAACCCCCGUGGUCAGUACUCCGAUCAAUGGAGACUGGCGAUUUACGACUCCGUCCUCAUCUAACAGCGCAACACCCGGUCAAUCCGUUCUUUCCACGGAUGAACGUGAAAUGAAGUCGGACACGAGUUGUGACACUUGUAGCAAAGCGGGAUCAAGCAAUGCUAAAGAUGGUCAGCGCUGCCGUGGCUGUUGUCGUUCGGCCAACGCGACUCCGUCUACUUCGUCCACCGUACCCACUACCAGUGCAUCAUCCAAGUCAACACUGGUACCCGCAGCCGUAGCCAAUCCGACGGACCUCGUCGGCAGUAGCAGUGGGGCUAACGGAUCGUCAUCUUGCACCCAAAGUCUCCAUCCACAUCCAUCAGUACAUUCCAAAGAGAAACCGGACCCCGUCGAAGGUUUGGUCGAAGCUGAGACAUCCACUCGAAUUCGCCGCAGUAAUCGCAGACGAACCACCGCCAACAAUAACACAUCAUCUACAAACACCACAGCCUCUACCAGUGCCACAACACCAACUAGCAAUAGAUCAUCCCGUACCCGUUCGUCCCGUGAGCCCAAUCCCACUACAACCACAGUAACCAAAGCAGCAUCUUCGACCACAACUUCCGCUCCGCAUGCGGCGCCCACUCCUUCCAGUUCGACUGCGAUCGCUGCACAACCUAGCAAGUUUUCCACGUCUACGACAGGACAGUUUUCUUCGAACGCAGUGAGCACAAACUCCCUCUGUGGGUGUAAUGCAUCCAAUGCCACCAGCAGCACGAACAACGCCACAGCAACCACAUCGAACACCGUAGUUCUGCGUCAGUUCGAGGCUCACAAAGCCAUCCUGGCGGCACGAAGUCCCGUGUUUGCUGCCAUGUUCGAGCAUGGGAUGGAAGAAUCACGAGCCAACCGAGUGGAGAUCACAGACAUGGAACCCGACACAUUGGCUGAAGUACUUCGUUACAUUUACACCGGGCAGGUGGUCGGCAUGGACAAGUUGGCCCAUGAUCUUUUGGCGGCAGCAGACAAAUAUCAACUGGAACGACUGAAGACCAUGUGUGAAGAGGCUUUGGUCGAAAGCUUGUCCGUGGAAAAUUGUUGUGAUAUCCUUGGUUUGGCCGAUAUGCACAACGCGGACCAGCUGAAAGCGCACACACUGGAGUUUAUCAUGCUGCACGCGCAUGACGUCUGUGAGACAGAGGGUUAUGACCAACUGGUCAGACAUCGUCCGCGCUUGUUGAACGAGUGCUUUCGCAGUCUUGCAUCCCAGCAACUCCCCCUCCGGUGUUGGGCUCGAAAGCGCCCAAGGCAAUCCUAAUGAGCCCAGUUUCGAACUUUCAAACUAGUACACAAGAUACAUGUGUGCAGUCCAUUUUCGUCUUGUCUCUCACCUCUCCCUCACGUGGUCCUCCCCAGACCCUCCCUCAGACUAGUUAUGCUCCAUAUCGUUCCAAUCUGCAGUUAUUCCAGGUCCAGCUAUGUUUUCUUCGCAUGGGUUUUCAUCACAAUGUGCGCGAUCACUGCUGCUUACCUGAGCCCAUAUGCGCACCAUUCAUUCUACUCUUUUUCUAUACCAAUUGCCGCAUACCAAGUCACGCUGUACGUGCUUUCCUAGAUGAGUCUACCAGUUCCUCUUUUUCUCCGUUCGUUGGUCUGUUUUUGUUAACUUGCUCGUUGCUCGAUUCCUAUGUUAUUUUCGCUGCGUGCUCUUUCCACCCCCAUCUUCUUGCAUUUUUCUCUUACGCUGGAUUGUUCUGCGUUAUCCCACCCCGAGUCGUGUGGGAGUUUUUGCGUAGUGUUCUGUUGUGGCCUGAGACCACACACACACACACACACACACACUGAUCAUUCAACCAAUGAGUUCCGGUUCUCUGUUUUUCUGCCCGUCGACACAUAAUGCAGUUUCUUUUUUUGUGCUUUCACGUGUUGAUCUUGUUAUGUACUGCUCGUCAGAAAAAAAGCUCCUGUUCCUCAGUGAAGCGGUCAUAAAUUUACGGAACUUUAUGAUUGCCUGUUCCGGAAAUCUACCCUUGUUUCCACUAGACUUUGUGCUUUAGUCAGCUAAUUCAGGAUGAGCGC
Opisthorchis viverrini is the source of this 3422-nucleotide messenger RNA. RefSeq lists its product as hypothetical. Gene Ontology annotation, cellular component: cytoplasm; nucleus. Lineage: Eukaryota; Metazoa; Platyhelminthes; Trematoda; Opisthorchiida; Opisthorchiidae. Gene Ontology annotation, biological process: regulation of proteolysis; proteasome-mediated ubiquitin-dependent protein catabolic process. Gene Ontology annotation, molecular function: ubiquitin protein ligase binding. Bases 202 to 2661 code for a protein of 819 amino acids. The transcript has 7 exons. The record is from RefSeq and is a predicted model, not a curated record.